AGAGCUGUCCUGUCUACCGUAGGGUUGUCGUGUGUUGUGUUUCGAUUCUUGUGUCCCGGCCGGUCCGCUUUUUCGUUCACUUCUUCAUAAUUUCUAUUCCCUAGUGCUGUGCACUGUUUUUGUUCAUAGUUCAGUUCGACAGACAAGAUGUACGGAUUCGCGUUUGCAUCGCUGGUCGCCCUCGCGGCGUGUGCGCCGCAGCGAGGCGGCAGACAGCGGGCCACGGCUCAGCAGCAAGCGGCGCAGAUCCCGCAGGGCAUCUCGCAGGCGACGGACGGUUCGAUGAUCCUGGAUGCCACCGUCAACAUCAACCAGCUGCCCAUCCGGUUCAAGAUUGCGGCGCCGGCGGACCAGUUCACGGCUGCGAGUGGCGUGCCUGGUGCGGCGGCGGCGAGCGGUGCGAAUGGCACGAUGGGUGUCAACGUGCUCCUCCACGGCGACGGCGGCCAAUCCUUCUUCGAUUUCCCCAACCAAAACCUCCAAGCCAACACCAUGGGCGUCGCGCUCCUCGCGCCCAACGCCAACCUCUUCUGGGGCGGCGGCUCGGGCCUCGACCGCACCGACGGCGUCGCCCACGCGCAGGCCGUGUCCGACUUCGUCACAAAAGCCAUGCCGCAGCUCGUCGCCUUCGAUGCCGCCAACGUCAAAUUCACCGGCGUCAGUGGAGGUAGCUUGCUCAUGAGCGGCUUCUUCAUCCCGGCGCAGAUGCAGAACUUUGCCAACUCGGCCGUCGAGCUCAACUGCGGCGCCAUGCCCCCGCAGGUCAACUUCGCCAACGCCGCCGCCGUCAUGAGCACGCUCCGCAUCCACUACCAGUCGACCCAGUCGGAGCUCACACUCCUCCAAGACGCCAUCCCGCAGGCCGUCGUCGCGUACGAGCAGCUCGCCGCGAACGCCGGCCUAGGUGCAGCCCAAAUUAACGCGCUGCAGACGGUUGACAACACGCCGGCGGGCGGGCACUGCGAGUUCGACGGGAAGGACUUUGUCAGCGGCGUGCAGACGAUGCUGACGAGCUUCUCGAACGUGGUGCAGGGCGGAGACGGGGUGGUCGCUGGCCUGGGCGCGCCGAGCAACGGCAACGUGCUGACUGGGGUGGUGGGCAACGAGAAGCUGCAGUUUGCGGCGGGGCGGAGGAAGCGGGGCGUGGAGAGCAUGGUGGUCAAGCGGUGGGCGGAGGCGCUGGUGCCGAAGCCGCGGCGCAGGAGGCAGGAUGUUGUUGUCGAGGAGGAAGGCGUCGCCAUGUUGGCGUGUGAUCGCAUGCGGUGCAACUGAGCGUGCGGACGACGUUGACUAGGGCGAAAGACGAGGAAAGCGGAUUGAUAGUUGGAAGUGAAGUUGAAGCCGAAGUUCAGAUGGAUGAGCAUGGCGCGUCCCUGGUGUUGCGCGUAGUUUCGCUGCCGCGGGCAUGCUUGUGUGAUAUCAAGUGCCACUUGCGUGAGCCUUCUGCGCGUGUGGUCUUGGUGGACGAAGCGAGCAGACAUUAGGCCCUGUAGAUGAAGCGUCUCGGUGCCUUCUGACAAUCUCCACAAGGUCCAUUCAUUGUACCACUGCCGACCGCGACGGUUCUUGGUUAGGGAAAGUUCGAUACGGAGAGAAGGAGAUUUGUCGUG
Paraphaeosphaeria sporulosa is the source of this 1610-nucleotide messenger RNA. RefSeq lists its product as uncharacterized. The record is from RefSeq and is a predicted model, not a curated record. NCBI's taxonomy places the organism in Eukaryota, Fungi, Ascomycota, Dothideomycetes, Pleosporales, Didymosphaeriaceae. The transcript has 2 exons. Bases 148 to 1272 code for a protein of 374 amino acids.